GUUUGAUGAAUCCAUUCUAGUGAAUGUGUCUAUUUUAGGAAACCAUAUGGCCUGAUCUGGUGGCCUGAUUGAUGCCUGCAGAUUUUUCACCGCCAAAUCUAUUCGAAAAAUUGAGGGCAAAAUCCAACAUUCCGUGAGAUUGAAACCUCUCCAGAGUCUAUUCAGUCCCUCGCAUUCCUUUCCAUCCCUUUCACAAUGAAGCGCAAGACAGAUGGAAGAGAUUCCCUCGGCGGCAAAGACCAGCCCGAGUCCAAGAAGCGCGCUUUGUCCAGUGAAGAAGCCGCUGCGCGCUUCCGUGACGGCUUGUUCGAGCCGUCGGUCCUGAAGGACUAUACCGAGCAAUAUGCCCAGUCUGCUCCGUAUGUCGCCCAUUCUACUCUUGGUCUGGCAUUUAACGUUGAGUGAAGCUAACCCCAGGUCCAAAGGUACAAGCAUGGAGUCAUUCACCCCCUCAUCGAGCCCUCCCUCCUGCGCGCCGUCCGCGACGAAAUCCAGGCCCAGGUGCAGUUCACCGAGAAGGAAACCGACAUCUACAAGAUCUUCCAAUCUGGCGACUUGGCCAACCUGGACGGUCUCGACGAUGCCUCUCUUGCGAAACUGCCCUCCAUCCUCAAGCUGCGCGACGCCAUGUACUCUGCCCGCUUCCGUGAGUUCCUCUCGAAGGUCACCGGCUCUGGAAAGCUGAGCGGACAAAAAACCGACAUGGCCAUCAACGUCUACAACGAAGGCUGCCACUUGCUCUGCCACGACGAUGUUAUCGGAAGCAGACGCCUGUCCUACAUUCUCUAUCUCACCGACCCCGACCAACCUUGGCAGGCCGAAUGGGGUGGCGCACUGCGUCUGUACCCCACGACGACCAAGAAGGAUGCGAACGGCGACGAUGUCCUAAUCCCCAGCCCGGACUACUCCCUCAGCAUCCCUCCCGCCUUCAACCAGCUCAGCUUCUUCACCGUCCAGCCCGGAGAGAGUUUCCACGACGUCGAAGAAGUCUACCACCCGAAAGACAACGAAGACAAAUCCAAGAAGCGCGUGCGCAUGGCCAUCAGCGGCUGGUUCCACAUCCCGCAGGAAGGUGAAGACGGCUACGAAGCCGGCUUGGAGGAGAAGCUCGCCGAGCGAAGCAGUCUGGCCCAGCUCCAGGGCCGCGGCGACAUCUACGACCUCCCGCAGCCCAAGACCGUCGAGUGCGAGAACGAGGACGAGCAACAACCCGAGGAAGGAGGCAAGGGCAAGGGCAAGGCGAAGGUGGAAGAGGAGCCCACGCCCGAAUUCACAGAAUCCGACCUCGCAUUCCUGAUCCAAUACAUCGCCCCAUCCUACCUCACCCCCGACAUCGCCGAGGAAAUGUCCGAGACCUUCUCUAACGAGUCGUGUCUCAGUCUGGAACGAUUCCUUUCGGAGAAAUUCGCUACUCGUGUUCGGACCUACAUUGAAGAGCAGGAGAACAAGAGUCUGCCCAAAUCCUCCGACGAGAUCCUCGCCCAGACUGGAUGGACGGUCGCCCGUCCCCCCCACAAACAGCGCUACCUGUUCCAGCAACAUGGCACCGCGACCCAGGACCAGAAGUCUCCGAUCCAGGAACUCCUCGACGACCUUUUCCCUUCCCGGGCGUUCCGCAAGUGGCUCGCGCUUAUCACCGGCGCGGACCGUAUCACCAGCUACGACUACCUGGCGCGUCGCUUCCGCAGAGGCCAGGAUUACACCUUGGCCAGUGGAUAUGAUGGAGAACAGCCCCGUUUGGAGCUGUCGCUUUGCUUGACGCCCACUCCGGGCUGGGAGAAGGAGGACGACGAGGAGGAGGAGGAUCAGGAUCAGGAUCAGGAAAUGGGCGAGGGUUCCUCGGAGGAGCAGAAGAAGAAGGCGGUCAAGCCCAAGAAGGAUGAAGGAGCCGUCGCCAACGGCGACGCCGAGGAGCCUUCGGUGGGUGGAUACGAGAUCUACAUGGCCGGUGACGACGAGGAAGAGGGCGAUGCAGCGAUCUACCGGUCCGCAGGCGCCGACGAUGAUGACGGCAUUCUCUUCAGCACUGCCGCCGGAUGGAACCGACUCAGCAUUGUGCUGCGCGACAGCGGCACCCUGAAGUUCGUCAAAUAUGUCAGUGAGGCUGCCAAGGGUGACCGUUGGGAUAUCACGGGUAACCUGGGAGUUGAAUUCGAGGAUAAUGAUGACGAAGACGAAGAUGAUGAAGAUGUGGAUGAUGAUGACGUUGAAGAGGAGGAUGAGUGAAACAGAAAAAAAAAAGUCGUAUAUUUUCCCUCAAUUGUACAUACUACGCAACGUGAUGAACCCCAAAACAAUAUUGACAAAAAUAGAUACAAUCAUGAUUCCUUGUGUAAACGCCCCGAAACACACACUCACACAGCCCAUCGCAUCCCACAUACCCAAUCCAAUCAGAAUUACAUAGAAGUAGGCAGCAACGAUAUACCCAAAACACCGCAGGAUCAAUC
Aspergillus welwitschiae is the source of this 2447-nucleotide messenger RNA. RefSeq names its product oxidative DNA demethylase. Gene Ontology annotation, molecular function: peptidyl-proline dioxygenase activity; iron ion binding; L-ascorbic acid binding. The transcript has a single exon. The record is from RefSeq and is a predicted model, not a curated record. NCBI's taxonomy places the organism in Eukaryota, Fungi, Ascomycota, Eurotiomycetes, Eurotiales, Aspergillaceae. The coding region runs from base 703 to 2226 and encodes 507 amino acids. Gene Ontology annotation, biological process: regulation of translational termination; peptidyl-proline hydroxylation. Gene Ontology annotation, cellular component: cytoplasm.